Effrenium voratum is the source of this 755-nucleotide messenger RNA. The record is from the annotation of a GenBank genome assembly. NCBI's taxonomy places the organism in Eukaryota, Dinophyceae, Suessiales, Symbiodiniaceae.
UCCAAUCCCCGGGUGCAGCUUGUAGUGGCCUUUGGAUGGCGCACGCGGAGGAGACCCUGCCACAGACGCUGCCCGCGCCCUUUGUGGGGACGCAGUUGCUGCACCUGCAGUCGCAGGAGACGCUGGGCACGUCCGAGCUCCGGGCCGCCGUCAAGCGGCCGAACAGCAUCGACGAGGACACGUGGAUAGCCUCAAAGACAAGGGAAGUCUUCCAGGAGACGGUGCGGGUGGUGCAUUUCCUCUCCGAAAUUUGUACGGAGGAGUCCUGCCCACGAAUGUGCGCAGGGGACAAGCUCGAGUACAAGUGGGCCGACGAGGUGAAUGUCACGCCUGUGUCAAUGACCGCGCCCCAGUACAUGCAGCAGCUGGUGAACUACGUUGAUGCCAAGUUGCUGGACCAGGAGCAGCUUCCCACGGACGGGCGCCCCAUGCCGCCGACCUUGCGGCCGCUGCUGCAGCAGCUGCUGCGCCGGCUCUUUCGGGUCUACGCCCACGCGUACGUGCACCAUUUCCAAAUCAUCCGCGAAGCUGGGGCGGAGGCUCAUCUCAACUGCAACUUCAAGCACUUCCUCUUCUUCGUGCUGGAGUUCAAACUGGUGCAGAUGGACGAGAUGCUCCCGCUGGAGGGCCUCAUCCGCAAGUUUGCCGGGGAUAUGCUGGAGUGACAGGCGCCAGUCACUCUGACGCGAAGCUGAAGGCUUCCGAAUUCAUUUGCUCAGCCGGUAGGCACCGACACCAGGAACGGAUCCUCCCCA